AUGCCUGCUCCCGGCGACCAGCACACGAGCAUUGUCAACCCUUUCGAGGACCAGAAGCCCGUGAUCAAUGAGUUUACAGCUCAGCAAAUAGCUACUCUCCAAAGCCGGCUCGACAAGCAACUGGGUCCCGAGUACCUCUCCGUCCGCGCAGGCCCCGGCGGUUCAAAGCUCCACUACAUCACCGCCGAAAAGGUCAUUUCCCUCGCCAACGAAAUCUUUGGCUUCAAUGGGUGGUCGUCCAGCAUUCAGAACUUUCAGAUCGACUUUGUCGACGAGGAUCCCAAGACCUUGAAAGUAAGCCUCGGGCUUUCGGUCAUUGUACGAGUGACGCUCCGCGAUGGGACCUACCAUGAGGACUUGGGAUAUGGGCACAUCGAGAACUGCAGAGGAAAGGCGGCUGCGUUUGAGAAGGCAAAGAAGGAGGGGACAACUGAUGCGCUCAAGCGGGCGUUGAGGCACUUUGGCAAUGUGUUGGGGAACUGCAUCUACGACAAGGAGUACCUGAAGAAAAUCGGGAGUAUAAGGGCGGCCCCGACAAAACUCAACCAAGACAACUUACAUAGACACCCGGACUUUGUGAAGUCGACGACUGGGCCGGUUGCCGCACAAGUUGCUGCUCCUCCACAACCUCAGCCUGCCGCACCGGUGAUUCCAUCUUCGGUUUCCGCCGAGUCGUUUGAGGAUUUUCUUGGUGAGCUCGAUGAGGCCGACUUUAUGAUUAGUGAAGAGGGUCACCCAGACGAGGUUCUUAUCACCAACUCAGCAUCCGAUACAAGUACUGUUAGUGUCAGCGAUAAGUCACCACCGCAGACCCCUAAUCCGAUGUCACGGACAAACGCCUUCGUUGGAGCGGGUACCCAGAUUAACAGCAACAACAAUAAUGGUCCACGGCCAUCGACAGGGCAGCUCACCUCCGGGAACCAGUUCAACCAGAACCGGCCUUCCAUCCAACAGAACAACAACUACAACCAACCACCUCGACCUCCUGUGGCCCAAAAUGGUGCUCCCCAGACCAACGGUCAGAACAACAACACUGCCAACGGCAAUAACAACAACAACAAUAACAACAACAACAACAACAACAACAACAACAACAACAACAACAACAACAACAACAACAACAACGCCGCUCCAGCCGUGGCCCCAGCGGAGGUUGGUUUCUUCUCGGCUCGGGCAGUGAAAGACAUACCGGAAGACGCCCUCGUCGCUGGCCAGGUUACUCCCCUCAAGGCAGGAAUGGGCUUCAACCCCCGUGCCGAAAGCCCUUCGAUUCGCAAGACCCCCGGCAUCGACCACAGCACAUCCAAGCCCCUGUCAAGAAGCGGGCAGCAUGUUCCCCCAACCAAGACGACCGAAACCAAACCAGCUAGCGGCCCUGUACCACGACCAGGAGGCACGGGUGUUGUCCCAUAUCAACGUCCAAGCAUCGCCGGAGUUACGAAUCCUCAGUUAGACUCUACAAGACGGAUCGGGGUACCUGGUUCAGGACCGGGUAGCCCGCUAGCGAACAGGAACCAGUACCGGCCGCCUACGAUCAAGAGACCUGCCCCUGAUGCCGGGAAUGGCAAUGGGCAACAGCAGAAUGGCACGAGGGAGCCGUUGGUGGAUGGGAAUAAGAACGCGCCGAUUGGGCAGCAGGCGAAUGGGGGGUUUCCGGGACCAGAGGCCAAGAGGCCGAGGGUUGCUUAG
Podospora pseudocomata is the source of this 1689-nucleotide messenger RNA. RefSeq names its product DNA repair protein rad52 (gene RAD52). NCBI's taxonomy places the organism in Eukaryota, Fungi, Ascomycota, Sordariomycetes, Sordariales, Podosporaceae. Gene Ontology annotation, biological process: DNA recombinase assembly; double-strand break repair via single-strand annealing; mitotic recombination. The record is from RefSeq and is a predicted model, not a curated record. The transcript is spliced from 4 exons. Gene Ontology annotation, cellular component: nucleus. The coding region runs from base 1 to 1689 and encodes 562 amino acids.